AUGAAGUAUAGGUCAAUUCCAGGACACUACGGACUGAGCAAAACGUGUCCCUCUCAUGUCUCUGAUCAGACCAUCACCCCCCUGAACGACACCAAGCACCUAUUGGUGUCAGCCUUCAUGGACCAGAGGGUGAAAGGCUUUGAUAUACGCAUCAUAGGCAUCUUCUCAAUAGACUCCAUCCAACCUCUUCACUGUUGCUUCUGCUGUGAAGGUUUCUUGUCGAUCACAACUCCAGCUAAAAUUGUACAACAUUCAAACAAAUUUGGAUUUCCCUUCGUCGCGACAGAUGUCAUGUGUCCGAUUCCUGAAAACUGCAACGCGGCACAUGUCACUCUUCUGACUCAGCCAGAGAGUGGGAAUUUAUCUAAACAGAUUUGGCUCCCGAUAAGAAACAGAAAGACCAACAUGGACGAGAAGGAAAAGUUGCAGUUUAACUUCACAGUCUGCAUCUCCAACCUGUUUGGAGACUACAACAACGUGCUUCAGUUCGCCCAGACCCUGGAGAUGUACAGGUUGCUGGGUGUGGGCAGAGUGGUGAUCUAUAACACCAGCUGUGGCCCAGAGCUCGAUCGUCUGCUGCAGAUCUACAGCCAGGACGGCUUCCUGGAGAUAGUUCAAUGGCCCAUCCACCAACAUCUGAUUCCAUCUACAGGUUGGCUCUUCUCAGAGCACGGAGGGGACGUGCACUACUUUGGCCAGUUAGCCACGCUGAAUGAGUGCAUUUACAGAUCCAUGGAGCGCUCACGCUACGUCUUGUUGAACGACAUUGAUGAAAUUAUAAUGCCUUACCAACACGACAACCUGAUGUCUAUGAUGAACAUGCUCCAAGAGCAGCAACCAAAUGCUGGGGUGUUCAUCAUAGAGAACCAUUUCUUUCCCAAGAAACCCUUUGAGGGAGACAAACCAGGUCCACUGCCUCAAUGGAGAGGGGUGCCAGGCUUUAAUAUUAUGGAGCAUAUCUACAGGGAGGAGCCGGACAGAACCAAAUACCUACCCAACAAGUUGAUAGUUAAGCCAAGGGCGGUGGAGCAGACCUCGGUUCACGAAGUGCUCAAGCAAUUCAAAGAAACUUUCAAGGUUCCGUUUGAAGUCUGUCGGAUCAUCAACUGCCGAAUGACGUACCCAAAAUCACGGCUGGAGCAACUCCGUGUAGACACCCGACUGUGGGACUUCUCAGAUGAUCUACUGACCAGCGUGAUGAAGAUGCUGAGGAGAGCCAGGCUGCUGAGCGCAGAGCCAGAGGGUCGACAGAUUGGAUAA
Molecule: messenger RNA, 1260 nt
Organism: Platichthys flesus (European flounder)
Lineage: Eukaryota; Metazoa; Chordata; Actinopteri; Pleuronectiformes; Pleuronectidae
Exons: 4
Coding region: 1-1260 (419 amino acids)
Source: RefSeq, a predicted model, not a curated record